Chenopodium quinoa (quinoa) is the source of this 774-nucleotide messenger RNA. RefSeq lists its product as uncharacterized. The transcript is spliced from 3 exons. Bases 238 to 774 code for a protein of 178 amino acids. The record is from RefSeq and is a predicted model, not a curated record. Lineage: Eukaryota; Viridiplantae; Streptophyta; Magnoliopsida; Caryophyllales; Amaranthaceae.
GGAUAAUAAUAUAUCUAGUGAGGAUAGAUUUUUAGUGGAGUUGUCUUUGAGUUGGAUAAAAUUUCCUAACUUCGAUAAAAAUUGUGUAAUUUAACCAUGCACCUCUACAUAUAUAUAAUAUAAUGUGGGGCUACCUAUAAAUAUGUGGAAAAAGAUUAAUUAUAAUGAAACCACGACUUUGAGGGAAAAAAAAAAUUACCUUGUUAGGGCUAUAGUCCUCUGUACAGGCUUAGUGAGAUGGCGUUAAGCAUGAAGCAGAUGGCUAUCCUUAUUGCCUUCUUCGGCGUCGUAUCGUUAAUAUGCGGUAUUAUUGCUGAAAGUAAGAAGCCUGCAGCCGGAACACCUAUUGCAGGGAAGGGUGUUGUCAUCUGCAAGUAUCCCUCUGAUCCAACCGUAGCUCUGGGAUAUACAUCUUUGGCUACUCUGGUGAUAACUACUGCUAUCGGGUUUAAGUCAAUUUUUCACCCCUAUGACAACAAGGCAGUUCCCACUCAUGCCGUCUUUGGUAGCAAAGUCAUGACUGUUUUCUUCAGUAUUACUUGGCUGAUAGUGGGUUUAGCUGCUACACUGCUAGUAUGGCCAACAAUCAGUCAACAGCUUCAUUUGAGUCACACAGUGCAUCACACGCCACACUACGCUUGCCCCACCGCUAAAACAGGGCUCAUGGGAGGUGGCGCCUUUAUGUCUCUCAACUCAGCCCUCUUCUGGUUGUUGUGCCUAAUGUUGGCUAAGAAUGCGCGAGAAGAUUACUUCGAGGGAUCAUCCCGAGUUUAG